Bactrocera tryoni is the source of this 2744-nucleotide messenger RNA. RefSeq lists its product as uncharacterized. The transcript has 5 exons. Bases 43 to 2685 code for a protein of 880 amino acids. Lineage: Eukaryota; Metazoa; Arthropoda; Insecta; Diptera; Tephritidae. Gene Ontology annotation, molecular function: phosphatase binding. The record is from RefSeq and is a predicted model, not a curated record.
AAAAAUUACAUUGAAAUACAAUAAAAUAUUUCAAGAUUUGGAAUGAGACAAACAAGAAAGGAAAAAACUAGCCAAAAGCUUACCCGAUGGGAUCGAAUACGAAAAAGAAAUACGUGUAAAAACGCAUCUUCAUUAAAAACUGAUAUUGUAAAAAAUUUUAUCGAAAAGGACUAUGUCAAUCAGCACGAUGAAUCCGUAUUAUGUGGCAAAAGCUUACCAAACAAAGUGCUUAAUCCUGUACUUGUUAUGGAUAUGCGACACGAAAUGUUUCGCAAAAUACCACGAAAAUUGCCCUUAGCUACAGUGGGUGGGCUACGAACACUUGACGCUUGUGUAAACCAUAAUUUGGCUGUUGAGGAACGCUACAUUAUGAAUGAAUUAAGCAAAUUUCGGCAACAAUUGCAGAAAAACCGCAAAAGGAACACACUUCGAGUGAAAAUAACUCAGAGUGAUGACAAUAAUAAAAUAUACGACAUGGACAAUGAGUAUUUAACACAGAGUUUGGUUAGGGCUGCAAAGCAUAUUGAAAACUUUUACGCUGCUCCUUUGGAGGCAUUGCAAAAGGUUGAUGAAGUAUGUGAAGCUACCACGCUAAUAAAAAAUAACAACUCACUUGAAGAGGCCCAUCAGGAGGAGAAUCUCAAAGGCGCAGUGAAAAUGGUUCCUGAAAGCGAUUUCAAAGCAGAUGUAGCCUAUGUUGAAGUUCAAGAUGAUUAUUUAUUAAAAAAUACCAACAUCGAUAAUGCGAAUAAUAAGCAUACCGAGACAGUUAGUUUGAAUAAAUAUUCAGAAAAUAUAGUUGAAGACAUUGAGUCGCGUAAUAUAAUAAUUGUCAAUGAGCUGGAAAGUAAUCUGCCUGAAAGUAAUCUUGAAAACAAAUCUUUUGAAAAAGAUCAACAAUUUUUGAAGGGAGCCUGCAAAUGUCCCAAAAGUGUGGAUUUGGAAUCAAAUGGAAAAGCUUCAUGUAAAGAACGUUGUGUGCGUUUUGUUGAAACGGUGAAUAUAAAGAACUUCGAUCGAGAGAAUUCCAUAUGCUCAAAUACCAGUGAUGGUAUCGAUUCAGUUGUUUCGGAUUUAGCAGAGGAAGCACUUUUCGAGCUACAAAUGGAGGCAGAAGAAAAAUUAACACAAGAAACCGGAGCUAACAUGGAGAACAGGAAAGAAGCUGAACCCAAUGAGGUUCAAAUCAAUUUUAAAGAUACUACAUCUCAAUAUCAGCCAAAUACAUUGGAACCACUUGUUAUUACAAAACUUUCAAAACCGAAAGAAGUGGAUUCCGCAAUUACAACGUCAGAAGAGUUAGAAGAUGAGAGCAUUUCAAACCACGAGCAAAAUUUGAUUAUUCAGCAACUUUUUCGACCACGAGCAAACACAAAUCCUACGUUGUUGAGAAAGUAUUUCUUAAAAUGGAUACAUUUCGUAACCAUUGAGAAGAUAGAAAGAGAAGAUGUUUCCAGUAAAAGUGAUCGCGUACAUAAAAUCAAUCUGUUUUUGGACAAAAUACGAAAAGAGAAAUUACGUUUAACCCGCUAUGCGCGUCAGUGCAAUACUGGGCAAGCACGUGAGGAAACUCAGAAAACGCCAGUGGUUUCAACGCAAACAACAAAAAAAUACCAAAACAAAAUAAAAAUACAACAGGACAUUAUUGAUCUACAAAGGCUGAAGCUCGAGCGACAGGAGCGCAUAAUUAUGGAACUAAAGUUGAAUAAACUGUCUGAUGAAGCAAAGGAGGCCAGAGAAGACUUAAAAAAUGAGCUGAAGACCAUCAUACGCCAUGGUGAUCCGAAGUUCAAAGCAAAAGCUAAAUGUCUACAGCUGAUCGGUAAUCUGCGUGAUGAAAAAGAUGAAAAUAUGACCAGUUUACAGGGAAAAGCUUUAUUUAUGCCUAAAUUCUUACUUCAAAUGGAGGAACGCGCUUUGGAAAGAAAUAUUCGGCAUGAAAAAGCUCGUCAAAGACGUUUGCAACAGGAGGCCGAGAAGGAGGCACAGAAGAUGGCUGCUGAAGAAGCAAAGCGUCUCGAAGAUGAAGAGGCUAAGCGCUUGCGUAUUGAAGCUUUAAAAGAGAAACGUCGUCAAGAGAAAAUGGCUAAAGUACUCAAAGAACGAGAACAUCAACGAGCGCUUGAGGCAAAACAUAAAGCGGAUGAGUUUUAUCGCCGGCUACUGCUACGCCGCAUUGGUAUGGAAGGAUUUAAACGAUUGAUAAUACGUAAACGUGAAAAUAAGCGAAAGUGUGAGCAUUUCAGACGUCAAAUUUUCAAACGUACAUAUUUCAUAAACUGGCGCGAUUACUAUAUAAAAUUACGCAAUGAAAAACAAUUACUGGCUGACGAUUUAUAUGAUAAAAUAUUAAAACGGAAAACAUUAUGCGCAUGGCAAUUGUAUGUGCAACAAGAGCGUAGUAAAUUUAAUGUGGCCGUCGACUGGUGUGACUUGAAGCGUACCGAGAUCACAUUCAAAUUAUGGGCACAACAUAGCGCACGGAUGAGCGCCAUUGCAGCAGCAAAAAUGAAACAGGCGACAUCCCACCACGAAUGGCAUUUGAAGUGGAAGGUUUUGGAUUGUUGGCAACGUUUACCGCAAAUAUUACAGUUGGAAAGAGAGACGGAGGAGCGACGUCAACGUUGGCGCAUGAAAAUAUGGGAGCUGUUGCCAGAUUACACACCAAACAGAGAUAACCCAUAAAAAUGAAAGCUGCUAUCAAAUUAUCUUUUAUAAAUAAAAUACCUUUUUACAGAGUUGAA